Debaryomyces hansenii CBS767 is the source of this 462-nucleotide messenger RNA. Its product is annotated as Ran GTPase-binding protein. The transcript has a single exon. Gene Ontology annotation, molecular function: small GTPase binding; guanyl-nucleotide exchange factor activity. The record is from RefSeq and is a predicted model, not a curated record. Gene Ontology annotation, biological process: protein import into nucleus. Gene Ontology annotation, cellular component: nucleus. Lineage: Eukaryota; Fungi; Ascomycota; Pichiomycetes; Serinales; Debaryomycetaceae. Bases 1 to 462 code for a protein of 153 amino acids.
AUGUUUGAGCUAUAUGGAGGAGCAGUCACUACUGUAUUACCAGCUGGUAUAGUUGAUGUCUCGGAUAUGAGAGAAGUCCCUGAUAAUCAAGAGGUAUUUAUAAUAGAAGAUGGAGACAAAGACGUAUCAAUAAUAUUUGAUUUGUUAGAACAAGUAGAUGCACAAGAUAUCAAUGCGGCCUUAAGAAUGCAUAUUGACGAUAUGUUGGAAACAAACCAAUUUACCAUGAUGGAGGAAAUUGACCUGAAAGUCUUGAAUACUAAAAUCCACACAUGUUAUGUGAAUUGCAAAAAUUCGAUUCAUUUAGUAAGCUUAAUACGGUUAAGCAAAGUUGAAACCGAUAUAGUUAUUUCAAUGCAUGUUGGUGAAUCAGAUAUAGAAGCUGUGAUGGAUAAGUAUUAUGGUAUUUUCAAAGUUGCUGGAGAAAAUUUCAAUAUCAAGAACUGGGAAUUAUUCAACUAA